AUGAGUCUUGCUCUUCAUAACGCGGAGUGUCUGACUGCUCCUUCUCCAACUACUCCAAUGACUCCUACAACUCCCACAACUCCCACAACUCCUACCGAUGGUAUGCACAAUAUGGCCGACUCCAAGGCCAGAGCCAAAAAGUCUCGCUCGCGAGCAUCAUCUACUUCCCAGCGAGCAAACCGGUCUGCCUCCUCGAGCACAGCAGGGAAUUCGAAACGGCCCAGCACUGGUGGAAAUGGAAAUGGACAUGGACAUGGCACCACCCACCGCAGAACAACAUCUUUCCAGACACUGCAGUCGUCGCAGCACAUGUCUCCGCAACGACGAGACCAACUCCUAGCCCUGCACCGAGAUAGCUGUCGCCUCUUCCAGCCUGCGGCCAUCGACACCCUCGCGCUCGCCCACGCAGACACGCGCUCAUCACUGUCCCCAACGGCGUCGCCCAUGCUCCAGUCCCAGCGCUCACAGUCCUUCCCACUCAGUUUUUCGGCUGACAGCGACAUUUCCGACGAGGAUUUGCUGCCUUCGUCACCGUCGUCACCAUCAUCACCAUCAUCGUGCAAUCGUCAAUACUACCGACGAACCAGCCAUGCACUCCGACAACAAGAUCUCAGUAUCAACACCGCCCCCGAGAAACCCGAACGAGACACUCAACAACAACAGCAACAGCAACAGCACAUCUCCGCAACAGUCACCGAAUGGACAUCCCCCAGCACCCGCCGCCGCGAAUACGAGAAAAUCGACCGCUCCAACAGGGGCAUUCGUCGGAUCUGGCGACGUCUGACGCCGAGCUGUUUCCAGUCUGGGGAUAGUGUGCGCACGCCGUUUUGGGAGGAGGGGUGUAGUAGUAGUAAUAACAAAAAGCAAUAUGAGGGGAGUGUGAGGCGGUUUCGGAUGGAUAUUCCUGAUGAUGAUGACGAUGAUGAGGAUGAGACACAGAAUAGGAAUGAAGAUCCGGAGAAGAAUGCUACUGCGACUGCUGCGAGGAGGGUGGAGGAUGGUCCUGAGCUCAGGACGUUGGUGUCUGGCUCGGGGUUGAAGGGGAAGUGGUCUUGUUUUUGA
Talaromyces atroroseus is the source of this 1062-nucleotide messenger RNA. RefSeq lists its product as hypothetical. NCBI's taxonomy places the organism in Eukaryota, Fungi, Ascomycota, Eurotiomycetes, Eurotiales, Trichocomaceae. The transcript has a single exon. The record is from RefSeq and is a predicted model, not a curated record. Bases 1 to 1062 code for a protein of 353 amino acids.